Molecule: messenger RNA, 1086 nt
Organism: Aspergillus mulundensis
Lineage: Eukaryota; Fungi; Ascomycota; Eurotiomycetes; Eurotiales; Aspergillaceae
Exons: 1
Coding region: 1-1086 (361 amino acids)
Source: RefSeq, a predicted model, not a curated record
AUGAGCGUCGAAAACAUGAGCAAAAAAUCUUGGGAAUCACUCUCUUCAACAUUUUCGCAUCUCGAGAUUUCGCUCUCUCGUGACAGCUGUUAUGCUUCAGAUGAAGUGUCUGCGACUUUUGUCCAACCUGCGGUUACCAAUCCAGCCACGAGAUUGUCAGUCGCUCGUUCGACUGAAGCUACUUUCCCGAAAUCCAUACUGAAAAGGCCAUACGCCGACAUCGAGGAAGAUGAAGAGUCGGAAUCCGGUUAUGCAUCGGACUCAUCGGAUUACCCUGAUGGAAUAUUUGAAGACAUUGAUGACGACAUGUGCGACAUCGUCGACUGGGAUGACACCUCCGAGGUCAUGUCCGAGCUCUGUGUCGAUGAUAUUGAGUCUUUCGAUGGCUCAUUCAUUUCGUUCGAGUCUUCGGUGCGUUUUGACUCAAACGUGCAAUAUAUCGAGCCAUUAGAAUAUCAGGAGGAUGAGACUCCGGACAAUGGCAUGACCUUUCAUGAAAUGAUGCUGGCAGCAAAAGUGUCAUCUUACCCCAACAAAUCCCAUGAGGAAACGUACAGUGGAGCCGAAACCAGCGAUGUCGACGAGGCCAGCCACGAAGCUAUCGCGGAUUCUAUCGAGCAACUUCCGGAGCAUACUGGCGAUAUUCUUGACCUUGACAAGAGGCUUUUCGUGGCUUACAUGAAUGGCAUCAACGGGAUUGGGAAUCUUGAGUAUAAAGCACGCCUUCGUGACCGGGUAGCAGACUUCAAGUCAGGUCGUGUGCCAUCGCCUUUCUUGGACUUGGAUAGCGCCAAUGCGCUCUACCUAGACAAUGUGCUUAGCCAUGUUAUUGGCACCUUUCGCAACAUCGUGGUAAAGGAUGAAUUCUCCGAGCUCGCCAGGAUUUGUGGGGUGCAUAUCCCACAAGGGACGUUGUCCACCCAGGAUGUAUUUGACAAGAUCGAGCAUCUACUAUCCGAACGAUUAACCAGUGAUGACGUGGACAUUGGGCCGGAUGAGCUGAGCUUUUUUGCUAGCGGAGUCGCAUACGCGCUUGAAAACUGGAGGUGCUAUUCGGCCCCCAGUCCCAUUCAGUCAGCGGCGUAA